Molecule: messenger RNA, 5220 nt
Organism: Pocillopora meandrina
Lineage: Eukaryota; Metazoa; Cnidaria; Anthozoa; Scleractinia; Pocilloporidae
Source: the annotation of a GenBank genome assembly
GUUUCAGUUCACAUAGGUAAUCUGGUUGUGGUCACGAUUUGGCAGUAACAGACGUUUAACAUCUCAUGAUGGCUUUGAGCCUCUUCUGUUUCACCUUGUAUGCAUACUUUAUGGUUUCGUUUAGCCCCAUGUUGGGUUCUACUGACUAUCAAUCGAUAAUACCUGCUGAACGAAUCUGUAAACCAGGUCCACAGCUGAAGGCAUCACUCGACAAGACGAACUGCCUUGUUAUCGGUGAUUCUAUAAGCAUCGGGUAAGCGUCAAUGAGUAUGUUUCUUUUUCAAUUAUUUGAGUGCCGUUUUGCAUUCAGUGCAACCCGUUUUACAAUGAUGUUAAGGGAACUAGCCAAAAUGUGCAGAAAGAGAAACGCUGUGGACAGUUUUCACUGAUUCAAAUUACAGAGAGCAUACAUAUUUUAAGCAACAUGAUGUCUGUUUUUCAGUUUCUCUUCCAACACAGGCGACCCAAGCUCCAGCUGUGAGAUGAUUAUCUUGCGAAAUAAGAGUCAUGGCGAUAAGAGUUUUUAUGAGAAUAUUUACGACCGCUCUUAGGAAUAAAAAAAUACAGUCAAAUUCUCAAUAAAAAUACCUCACUUUACUUUCACAGUGCAUUGCUUGUUAUCUGACCGCUUGCUAUGUUAAAGAGAACCCAUUUUUAGCGAGUUAUCCAUUUCUAGGUUUACUACAUAGGAGAAGCUUCUUCUUAUAAUUUCGCCAUGACGCUUAUUUUGCAAGAUGAUCAUCUCACCUGCAGCUGGAGCUUGCGCCGCCUGUGCUUCCAUAAGUUAAUUGUUGACUGUCUUAUGAUAUGUUCAACUGAUCUACCAAAGACAUCACCAUGAUCUUUUAGUAGAUCCUGAUGUUGUUCUUAAAUUGUGAUGAAGGAAUCGUAAAAAUUAUUCGUAACUUAACUUUGUCCUGACGACUUCUAGUUCUUAUUACCAAAAAUUGGACCAUAUUGUCUAGAAAAAUUCUAAUUUCCUGUUAUGUGUGAUUAAUUUUAAUGUGUGUUCACCUUUGGGUAAAUUUCUAGCUCGCUGCCUCAUAUAUUUCAGUAGCUGGCUUCGCCAACCCUUUGUAAUGUCCGGCUUCAUUAACAACAUCGAACUCGUAACAGUUUGCAUUAUGACUUAGCAGGAUUGACAAUGUAUGGAAGUUUGUGAAACAGGAGGAAUUCUGGUAUUCUGGUGAAAAAUACUAUGAAUGCUUGACACAAGAGUGUAACUUUUGGCUUGCCCUGACACAUCUGAACAUCGGCGAUGAUCACAAAUUGUGCGUGACUGCACUUAAGUUCAGUAACCACACGUCUACUUAACCCUUAAAAUCCCAGAAGUGAUUAACAUCACUAAAAUAUCAAUACAUUAUUCAGCAAAAAGAUGAUGAGAACACUCAGACUUAUCACUUAUUAACAUUUCCUUUGCUACAUUUGUUCUUAAUUCGAUAACUUCUUAAAUUAUUCUUUAUUUUGAUUGUUUGACAUUUUUUGUUUCGUUGCGCCCAAAUGUUGAGCAAUCCUUUUGUUUGCCUGCAACCGUUUGUUUAAACUCGAAAGGUCAAAUCUGAUGACAGGAGAAUCAGCAAACUUUAAUCUUUUUUAAGUUCUUGCGUAAUUUGAUGAGAGGAAUUUAUAUAAAUUUAAAAAAUAUAAGAAAAUAGAAAAUUAUAGUCAUUUUAAGAUUAAUUUGUAAGCUCCUAUCUCUCUUGCUACGGUAUAACCUCCUUCCCAAGCUUUCAGUCAUCUGAAGUUUAAGGCCUGUUUACAUGAAGAGGGUUACCCCACGUAACCCGCCUAGGUGGGGUAACCCGCCCAUCUUUAAAAUCUCUUGUUUUAUCUCAAUCACGUUUACGUGAUAAGUGGGGUGAGCAUUUGUCAUGUAAAUGUCUCAAGGUGGGGUAACCCGCCUAGCUGGGCUGGCGUUCAUAUUACAAAAAUAGCAAAAUACGAGUGUGUUAAAACUUUGUACAUUUGCUAGCCGUCUCAUACAGAGCUUAAACGUUAAACAAACCAAUUUUUACGUCCUCUCAAUAAUGAAACCUCGACAGCGUUUUAGUCACGUCACGUUUGUACUUUGAACUGAACACUACACUCAUAUGUUGUGCCGAAGUUGAGACGUUAUACCGUCAGAAACGGUUAACGCAUCGGGCUAUAGGCGAAAAUCUUAGAAGAAAAUAAAUUACGUUUUUUCGGCAACGUUUUACCACACGUCGCCGUGGUGGCAUCUUAAUCUCCUUAACUACAAAUGUGAUAACAACCUCGAGAAACUUUACAUCUCGGGAUUGUAAGAUUGUAUGAAAACGCGGGCUAUUUUUCGACCACGUCUGGGCAUAAACAGGCGUAAACAGGCUCUUGCUUAAAAAAACUAAUUGAUGUCGGAGGUAAACAAAAGAUAAUGCACAGUUUUUGAAUCAGGGGCUGUUUUACCUGGGAAACAAUGGGGUGAUAGCUCUUACGGCUGACGGUUAAGACUAAUUUUGGCCAUUUUACGGCUAACAGUUAAUUUCUUUCCAUUUUAAUUAAAAGAAAAAGUUUUCUCAGUUAACUUUUUUACGAUUAAGGGUUAAAAUUUAUCAAUUUUUACGCUUAAAGGCUAAAGCCGUAGUACGGCUGACGGUUAACCCCAUUGAGGACCUCAUCUUCAACCGGAAAUCUAUUGGAGACUCUUCCUGUCUCGCCUACUUUGAGAGUGAUCCAAAUUAAUGUUAAGGUAUAUAGGACCUCAAGAACGCUUCCGACUUUAUCCUGUAUGUGUGCCUUACGGCUAUCAUCAGCCUUUUGGUGAAUUCUGUUGGCUGUUAGUCAAUAAUAUCUCCCGAAAGAAUCUGUAAACCAGGUGCGGCGCCAAAAAUAGCGUUUAGAUAGGAAACUGCCUUGGUGCCUCUUCAAGCAUUGAGAAAGCUAUCCGGAAGUGUAAAAUGACCGUCCUCUAGGAAAUUCCUUGCUCUUCGCUGUAAUAGAAGAUUUAAUUACUCGAAAUCUAAGAAUGGUUCAGAAAAUUACGUCUCUCCGGUUACGGUUUUCACCCUGGACUUUUUACCACAGAGGUCCCAAACGCGAACGAAACGCGGAAGGAAAGAAGUGAGUAAGCAAAGGACAGGAAGAAUCUUGCUGCUGUUUUCCCUUUUUAGGCAGGAAAAGAAGGAGGCGUUUCGUUGAGAGGGAUUAGUGAACCGAUAUCCUACCAUUAGCUAAUGUCACCUACUGUCUUCUUGUUUAUAACCAUUUGCCUUUUUUUGCCACUUCGGGUGACCCUUUGUUUCCUUCUUUCAUCUAUUAGUUACACACCAUACGUCGCUAAAAUUUAAUCAAUUUUGAGAGGCUCUUCUUUCCUUUUUUCCAUCUUUUAGUUACACGCCAUGGGUUAUUAAAAUGUUAGGUGAUAACUAUCAAGUUCAGCACGCUCCUUGGGAUGUUACCGACGGAGGAGCCCUGGACUCCAAAUAUGGCUUGCAGUGUCUAGACAUGUUUCUGCAGACUUCCAUGUUGGAACCAACAACAUAUGACGUUAUCAUCUUCAAUUUUGGUAUGCAUGACAUAAACUUCAGCGGUAAAUAUCCAGAGGAAUACGUCGAACCAGAUGAAUAUACUGAAAAUCUACGUUCUAUAGCCUCCAUACUGUUAUCAACUGGCGCGAAAGUUGGAUUCGUUCUCACAACACCUGUUCCCUUCAGUGUCACACUCAACAACCGAGUUAAACAAUACAACCGCUUAGCGGAUGCUGUUAUGAAAACAUUUCCAACAGUAGUGACCGCUGACCUGUAUACCUGGGUCACAGACGCCUGUGGAGAGCCACCUUACGAAAGCUGCAUCAUUGCUGCAGAACAGCCGAGCCCGCACUACACACAACCAGGAUAUGAGUAUUUAAGUAUAAGGGUCAAAGAUUUGAUUUUGGAUCUUGUUCGAGGGAUUGAUCAAAACGCCCACCAUUUUCGCCCGCAGGUACAGUAUAUUGAUCAAGCAUGAGGUCAAGAUGGCUGGAUAUUGGCCGAGUUCUUUUCUUUGUUUGACUUUUUAUGGACCAAGACGAAGUCGCGGUCGGUAAAACGGAAAAAGGGAAUAAUCCAGUCACCUUGAUUUGACAAGUUUUGUCAAUAAGAUUGAUUAAAUUCCAAAAAAAUCAUCGCUUUAUUACGAACCAUGAUUUGCUUAUUUCGAGAGACAGGAGAGAAAGCCAAUUGUUUGUAGCACAUUAAACCCACGGGAGUCGUUUAUGUUUUCUUUGUUUUGACUGUGCUCUGUCAGCUUUUGACUCUACCGUCGACAUACUCAAAAAAUUACAAACUUUGUGUGCCCACUCCAGGUAAUUUUUUUGCGCAGGAUCAAAGCGGGUAAUCCCGCCUAUCAUACCCGCUCGGGUAUCCAAUUAGAGCACAGGAUUCGCUUCAUAUUGCCCUCCGGCACUGCCCGCGAUGUAAUAAUAUUCCUUCUUGGUUAUGGUCAUUCGUUAUAAUACAUCGUUCAGGAGUAAAUUGUAAUCAACAUUCAAAGGAACAACUUUGUUAAUCAUUUAAGUUCUGUAACGUUUAAGUCAAAUUGUGCCAAUUGUUGAUAUUUUACAGGACGUUUUGUCGUCUUGUCGCGACCAUAGGACAAAUGAAAGAUUAAGCAUUGCUAAUUGCGUAUAACCGUCAGCCUACAUGACCCAUCUUAAUCUAAACCCCACACCAGCCAAGAUAUCGUUUCCAUUGGACAUUAUUUUGCAAAAGGUACUAUAUUAAUCAUUGCUUCUCUUUUUCAGCAAACAGCGAGAGGAAAUCCUGUUACUUGCGAGGACAAGUCUGGUAAAGUGGUGACAGUGUGUCCUUAUAAUAGCACGUGUUGUGAUUCACUGUUCUCUGUAACAGGAAAGGGCUGUUGCUUGCACAACCCAGAGGCCAUCCCGUGUAAUGACGGGAAGCACUGUUGUCCCGCAGGUUAUGAGUGCGAAUCCAGCUGCUCAGUUCACAGGUGUUCCUGUGUAAAGGCGCAAAUUAUUUACAUCAAAUGAACGCUGGUGCUUUACAAAUCUCAUUUUUGAGGGGUCGUUCAUUCUUUCCUCUCGUUUUAAAAUGAAGCAAACGUGAACAGUUGCCACCUCGAAUAAUUUCCAUAAAAAAUGAAUCAAAUCCGAAAAAAAUUGUCAAUCGAAGCUUAAAUGGAUAGAUUCGCUCGGAAAUAAAAUUACGAGCGGCACGGUUGAUUGGAUGUGGUUGUUUUUUGUAACAGAUCAAACACAUUACUGAU